AACAAUGCACUAACACCAAAUUACCAGCGACGUCAAAUCAGACAGAAGAUUGAAGGAACGUCUUCAACCUCCGACCAGCAUCUCUUGCGACUCUUCUAUCCUGUACUUCCAUCGACACACUGGACGGCGAACCGAAGAUUGUUAUUUUUUAACCGGUAUCCCACCUUUUGCACCUAAACUUGUCGAACAAAAAGCUCAUUUUUUUUCGCUAAAGCGUGUUGUUCUGUGGGUGUUCCUUCGACACUUUACUCUCCAACUCACCGACUUUCCGUGGUCACUUAUUCCAUUCCAUAGGAACGUUGCUAUGGCGUUUGAGUUGGAUCCUUUGGACGAUAUAUUUGCUGAAGACACUGCGAAAAAUGCUGCAGCUCGGGUCGGUGGUAAGUUUCAACCUAAGGCAAAGCAGAAACCAUCAAGAAAGGGCUCAGCUGCAACCUCGGUUUCUUCCUUACAGCCAGUCCCAACCACUGAUGUCAUUGAGCACGAAUCAAGUGUGAUUCUCAAGACCAAUAAACAUUCAGAGCACUGUUUCCAUCGAGAUGAUCAAAAGAACUCCAUAUCUGUCACCCUCUCAUCCCAAAAUAUUGUUACAAUAGACAGAGCAAACACCACUGCUGGCUUGGUGUCAGAUUCAGAUGUUUUCAUGCCUGAUGGCAAUUGUAGUUGGCAAUCUAACUUUGACAAAUCAGGAGAGAAUGGAGACAUACUUCUUGGGUUGGAAUCACUAGAUGAUUUUCUUCCUCAUGCUACGGCUGAUAUGGAAACCAUUGCAGACGGUUCUACUCCUUCAGAGGCAGCAUCAGCUGAUGUCCCUUGCACCAAAAAUGCAGGACUUCCUAUUCCAGUUAUUUCCUCUAUCAAUGCUUCCACCUGUCCUCAACAGUCAGCGGUCCAAGAUCCUUUAACUGGUGGGGAACCUAUCAUUUCAAUUAGUUAUGAUGGUGAUCACAUGGACAAUAGAGUGGUGGAAACAGAGGAGAUGGAUAUCAUGGAUACUCAAGUUUUGUCUGACUUAGCAACUAGUUUUGGACGGUGCAGUAGAAAAUUUCAACCAAAGCCGAAAAUACAGAUGCAGAAUAAGAUACAUGAAGCCAGCACUAUCAAUGCUGAUGGAUUGGAGUCUGCAUCAUGUCUACAGGAUUCACAGUCGAUUCCUUCUGAAAUUAAUUUUGGGGAUAAAUGCUCAAAUCCUGCAUUUUCACAGGAUGAUAUUCUGGAUCUUUCAGCUGUGGGAUUCACUCAUGCUAUUCCCUCAGAAUCUAUGGCUGAACUUAUUGUGGAUGAGGAUCCAAUAGAUCUCAUGGAGACUUCUCAGUUGAAUCCUGGCUUCAUUAGAGACCAUCCAGAGUUUGUUCCAAAAAUGCCAGCGGAGCUUAGCCAUGCACGGACUAGAAAAAGUAAAGCUCGCACCCCAAUUCCUUCUCCAGAGCAGCAAAAUGCAUCCACAUCUGGCCAGGAGAAUGAAGCUGGUAGAUCUUUGAGGCCACGGAAAAAUAAAAGAAAUCUAUUCCAGCUAGUAGAUGAAUUUGAUGACGAGUUCCAUGUUGAUGGAGAAUUUCCAGCUGAAUGCCCUAGCAGUUCUGUUGCAGGUGAGGACAACAUUUCUGACAAGAAAUUUCAAGUGGAAAAUGAAUCCCAGAGAAAAAAGGUGAAGAGGAAUUCUGUGAAGCCCAUUAGUGAUAAAGAAAAACCAGCUGGAAAGCAGAAGAAGCCGAAUGAAACAUUGGAUCAGGCAGCAAAAUUAAAACCUAAAAAGUUCUCUCACUCUACACUUAAGAGACGACGAGUGGACAAGGUUUUGCUCGAAACUCCUGAGGAUGAGAUUGACUUCCAAAAGGUGCCUCUUAGGGAUUUAAUUUUGCUUGCGGAGCACAAGGAGCAGCUGCAGAAAAAAGAGGCAACAACUGGAGUACCCUCUACUAAUCAGAGUAAUGGUAAUCCCUCGGAGAACUAUAAUGAGGAUGAGCCCUUUGCAUCUGAACGAGAUGGAGAAUAUGACCGUGAACAAGAAAGCCAAAGGGUUGAAGAAAGCAACAUAUACUUCAAUUAUCAGACUUACAUGGACAGGACUCCUAGAGUAAGAUGGUCAAAACAGGAUACAGAGUUGUUCUACGAGGCAAUACAGCAGUUUGGGACAGACCUUUCUAUGAUACAACAACUUUUUCCUGGUCGUACCCGCAACCAAGUUAAGCUGAAAUACAAAAAGGAAGAACGACAGCAUCCGAUGAGGCUUCGUGAAGCUCUGACUAACCGUGCUAAAGAUCAUUCCCAUUUUGAAAAGGUUAUUGAGCAUUUACAACAAAUUGCUGCAGAGGAAAAACAGAACAGCAAUAAAGACGACUCCAUAGAUUUGACUGGCAAUGAAGAUGCUGAGGAGGGAAGUCAUGAAGCUAAUGAGGAAGAACUGAAGGUGGAACGUGAAGGAGGAGAAAAUGAGUAUACGGCUCAAGAAUUUACGGAAAUUCAAAGUCCUGUGAAGUCUUGUGAUAGCGAAGAUGAUUAUUAUCUAUGGAGUCAAUACAAGAGUGAUAUAUGACAAGUCCAAGAUCAGAAGGACAUUCGAACUCCCAGAAACAGGCUGCCGAGACAUACCAUGUUCCAAUGGACUAGAGAUGAGCUGUGUGUUCAAAUCGAUUCAAUUGUUUUUGUGGAAUUAAUAUUGACACAUCACUGACAUUCUUCCUCAGCAAGAGGACUAGAGUCCGAUUAUAACUUCAUAUGCAGAUUCCCAUUCCCUCGAGAUGGAAUCUGCCUUGCUUCAGCAAGAAGCAAUGAGAAGUUAUUCAGCUUCAACAGAAGCAGGCACAUAAUUUAAAGUUUCCUCAGCAUACGACGUCCCCAUAUAACCCGAUGGAUAAGUUUUUCCAAGUCAAUCGUGUCCGAGGGAAAGGCAAUGUAUUCUUGAAACAAUUUUACACUGUCAACUGAUUGUUUAUAGGUUUAGUCCAGGACUCUAUCGGCUGUAGGGUCGUUACUACAUUCAUGUAACAUUUUGUAGGAUCUACAAGUAUUAUUUACUUUUUCACUGCUCAUUUUUAUGUGUUUAUAAACAUUACCCAUACAUACUAAGUCUUCAGUCUCAAGUAAUGUGCCAGUUUGGUGGUAGUAAUUUAUCUGCAGCUUGUAAAUUGUUAA
This is a messenger RNA of Olea europaea var. sylvestris, 3135 nucleotides long. RefSeq lists its product as uncharacterized. Gene Ontology annotation, cellular component: transcription factor TFIIIB complex. Gene Ontology annotation, biological process: RNA polymerase III preinitiation complex assembly. The transcript has 18 exons. Bases 305 to 2536 code for a protein of 743 amino acids. Lineage: Eukaryota; Viridiplantae; Streptophyta; Magnoliopsida; Lamiales; Oleaceae. The record is from RefSeq and is a predicted model, not a curated record. Gene Ontology annotation, molecular function: TFIIIC-class transcription factor complex binding.